AUGAUGAAGAUGGGAAAUCUAAUUAAGAAAUUGCUAUUUGAUGAAUACGAGGACGUUCGUGACAGACAAAUGGAGAAGGAAGCAGGCAGUGAAGCAGGAAAGCUAGCGUUGUUCUCGUGCUUAAGCUUAAAGCAAAGCGUUGCGCACAACACAACAAUACAUAACAUAGCACCAGAAAACAAGGACUACGAGGGGCCUCAUUCUCUGCUUCUGGUGACGGCUCUGUCGCAUAUGCUUUUGCUAGAACUUUCCAUGCACCAGUUAUCGUCUGAAAUUAGGAUAAGCCAGCGCAUGUCUUGCUCCAUUAAACUUAAACUAAUUAUCAAAAAGUUCGUAUCUGAUCUCAAUGUUCCGCGCUACCAGCAGUUUCAUCUCCUCACACCACUCCCCAGCCUUCUACUCUCUCCUCUCGUAUUCAGACUUGUGCUCCUCUUCUUCACUUCAUCUGGCGCAGCUCCAUUGGCUCCUACUUACAGCGUGCUUAAUUAUGGAGCCAAACCAGAUGGCAAUUUUGACUCAACCCAAGCCUUUGUUGCUGCAUGGACUUCGGCUUGUGGUUCCAUAAACCCCGCAACCAUUUACGUCCCCCUAGGGAGCUUUUUGCUGCGCAAUGUGGUGUUCCGUGGCCAGUGCAAGAACAGUGCUAUUGUGUUUCGUAUUGAUGGCACGCUUGUGGCUCCAUCGAAUUAUAACAUUAUUGGAAACACCGGAAAUUGGCUUAUCUUUGAGCAUGUGAACGGGGUUUCCAUUUAUGGUGGGAUACUUGACGGUCAAGGCGCUGCCUUGUGGACUUGCAAGAGGUCAGGCAGAGGCUGUCCCAGCGGCGCAACGUCUUUGGGAUUCAGCAAUUCGCGGAACAUUGUAAUAAAUGGAUUAACACCGCUAAACAGCCAAAUGUUCCAUAUCGUCAUCAAUGGUUGCAGUAACGUAAAAGUGGAAGGUGUAAGAGUGUCUGCCUCUGGAAACAGCCCAAACACUGAUGGCAUUCACGUGCAAUCUUCAAGCGGUGUCACCAUCCUCAACUCCAGAAUUGGAAUGGGGGAUGAUUGUGUCUCAAUUGGCCCUGGCACCAGCAAUCUGUGGAUUGAGAACGUUGCAUGCGGACCUGGCCAUGGGAUCAGCAUUGGGAGUCUUGGCAAGGAAUUUGAAGAGCCUGGUGUGCAGAAUGUGACAGUUAAAUCUGUUACGUUUACCGGUACUCAAAAUGGGGUGAGAAUUAAGUCUUGGGGGAGACCUAGCAGUGGUUUUGCUAGAAAUAUACUUUUUCAGCAUGCAGUCAUGACUGAUGUCGAAAAUCCUAUUCUGAUUGAUCAGCAUUACUGCCCUGACGAGAAAAAUUACCCUGAUCAGGUUUCGGGAGUUAAAAUUAGUGAUGUUACGUACCAAGACAUCCAUGGAACAUCAGCAACAGUAAUUGCACUGAAGUUUGAUUGUAGCUCGAAGAAUCCCUGCACUGAUACAAGGCUGGAUGACGUGAAGCUCACCUACAAAAAUAAACCCGCAGAAGCAGCCUGUAGUAAUGCUGAUGGAACAGCUUCUGGUUUGGUUCAGCCCUCAAGCUGCUUGUAG
This is a messenger RNA of Theobroma umbraticum, 1569 nucleotides long. Its product is annotated as polygalacturonase-like. Gene Ontology annotation, molecular function: polygalacturonase activity. Gene Ontology annotation, biological process: carbohydrate metabolic process. Lineage: Eukaryota; Viridiplantae; Streptophyta; Magnoliopsida; Malvales; Malvaceae. The record is from RefSeq and is a predicted model, not a curated record.